Molecule: messenger RNA, 487 nt
Organism: Merops nubicus (carmine bee-eater)
Lineage: Eukaryota; Metazoa; Chordata; Aves; Coraciiformes; Meropidae
Gene: VTI1B
Product: vesicle transport through interaction with t-SNAREs 1B
Exons: 4
Biological process (GO): intra-Golgi vesicle-mediated transport; intracellular protein transport; regulation of protein localization to plasma membrane
Cellular component (GO): late endosome membrane; SNARE complex; ER to Golgi transport vesicle membrane
Molecular function (GO): SNARE binding; SNAP receptor activity
Source: RefSeq, a predicted model, not a curated record
AGGAGAAGAAAAAACUAGUUCGAGAAUUCGAUGAGAAGCAGCGUGAAGCAAAUGAAACGCUGCAGGAAAUGGAGGAAGAACUGAAGUCUGCUCCGCUGCCUUUCCGCAACCAAAUGAUGAGCAAAAUCCGGGCGUACAGAAGAGACCUCUCCAUGUUCCAGAGGGAGAUGAGAAGCACAGAUUUGGGAUUGGGCCCUGGAAGUCAAGGCGAUAUAAAAUAUGGAAUCUUUGCCACAGAAAAUGAACAGAGUACCAAUCUGCAGUCCCAGAGGGUGCUGCUUCUCCAGGGAACAGAGAGCCUGAACCGAGCCAGCCAGAGCAUCGAGCGCUCGCACCGGCUGGCUGCGGAAACGGACCAGAUCGGCACCGACAUCAUCGAGGAGCUGGGGGAGCAGCGGGAGCAGCUGGAGCGCACCCGCAGCAGGUUGGUGAAUACAAGUGAGAACUUGAGCAAGAGUCGCAAGAUUCUGCGUUCCAUGUCCAGGAG